This is a messenger RNA of Anthostomella pinea, 912 nucleotides long. NCBI's taxonomy places the organism in Eukaryota, Fungi, Ascomycota, Sordariomycetes, Xylariales, Xylariaceae. The record is from the annotation of a GenBank genome assembly.
AUGGAUCCAUCAGCAGACCGGCAUCAGCACAGCACCUUGGAGGUCGAUACCGAGAAGCAGCAUUACGAUAAGUACCCAGAGGUCGACAUUCAAAUGCAGAGCUUGAACAACUAUCCAGAGGUCGCGGUGUCGUACUACCCGGAGGUUUACCAACAUCAGACAGCCUACACCAUUCGCAAGGAGCAGCUCAGCAACAAGGCAAUCUACAUGUCGGCGUGGGACUCGUCGCAUGGAGAGUGGGUAGUAUCGCCAGUAGUGGACGGAACGACGGUCAGCUUGGACGACGUCUCGGAGGGCACGUUGAUCGGGAUGGAUAUAACUCGCAUCCAGGACAACAAACGUACUGUGCACUUGUACUGGACGUCCCCUGAUCCACGGGCCAAGUCUCUGGUCGGACCGGAUAUACCCAUACACAGACUCUCGACCGUCGAUGAGUGGCAGGGCACGAGCGCGAACGAGCUUCAACCAGACCGCGGCCUUCAACCUCUUCUACCGUUCCGACGCGGGCGCUCUGGCGCAGGUGGAAUUCGACGGCGGAGCCCGGACACGACGCUGAGCACGAAGACCCUGGGGCGAAACAUCAGCGCCGAGACAUCCAUCACCGCCUUCGCGACAGGCAUAAGCGCGCCCAACAACUCCGCCCCGCUCCGCUUCCAGGUCCUGACCGUUGACCCCUUGGCGAAGGACGGCGUCCAUCUGACGUACUACGAUACUAAUUUCUCCGAGUUGAACAGCGAGGUGUUGGAUUUAUCUGACUGUGCGCCCUUGGCAUCGAUGGCUGUCAAUAGGGGAUUGAGGGUCUAUUGCCUCGUGGAGAACACACGGGGUGUCGGGAUUGAAGAGUUCGAAUGGAGGGGCGAUGUCAGCGACUUCACGUUGUAUAAUCGUAUUGGAACGGUAGGAACUGUUUAG